UCAUUUAAUUUCCACUAUCUUUUUUUUUCAUAACCAAUAGUGUCUACCAAUCAUAACAACAAAAAGUUCCUUCAAUCCCAACAACUACAAUACAUUUCAUUUCUUUUUCUCUCCACCACAAUUUCCAUUUCAGGCGUAGAGUGAUAAAUCAAUAAUUGGAUGCAUGAUGGAGAAAAGUAACAAAUAUGAUUCUUCCGAAAAGAAGAUUGAUCCCGGAGUACCACCAUCGUUGAGUUGGCAACGACAAUUGAAUAGUAACGGAAAUGUACCUAAACCGUUCAGUCUAAGUUUUGGAGAAAUGAUGCAUAUGCUUCCGAUAGGGGUGCGACUAUGGCGUUACUCCAAGGAAGAGACGAGAAAUGGAAGAGUGCCAAUAUUUGAUUUUUCCAAAAAGCAUGAGAUUAGUGGUGAUCAUGGCGUUCCUUUAGGUGGCAUCGGGUCAGGAAGCAUUGGAAGAAGCUACAAAGGAGAGUUUCAAUCUUUCAAAGUGUUCCCAUUAGCAUGCGAGGAAUCCCCAAUUUUCGCUAAUCAAUUUUCAGUUUUUGUUUCUCGACCUAACGGUCAAAAGUUUUCUUCUGUCUUAUGUUCAACAAAGCCAGAGAUACCCAAGGAAACCACAGGCUCAGGCAUUGAAUCUUGGGAUUGGUCUCUCAAUGGCCAAAACACUACUUAUCAUGCCUUGUUUCCUCGGGCAUGGACCACUUACCAAGGUGAACCGGAUCCGGAACUCAAGAUUGUGUCUCGACAAAUCUCGCCUUUUAUUCCCCAUAAUUACAAAGAAAGUAGCUUUCCGGUAUCAGUGUUUACAUUCACACUAUCCAAUUCUGGAAGAACUUCAGCAGAUGUUACAUUGCUCUUCACUUGGGCUAAUUCUACUGGUGGGGUCUCCGGAUUUUCUGGACAGCACUUCAACACGAGGAUCAUGAAAGAACAUGGAGUGCAUACGGUAACUUUACACCACAAGACAGGGAAUGGGCAGCCACCUUUGACUUUCGCCAUCGCAGCGCAAGAAACUUCUGAUGUACAUGUAUCUGAGUGCCCUUGCUUCCUGAUUUCCGGUGAUUCCCAGGGUAUAACAGCAAAGAACAUGUGGGAUGAAAUCAAAAAGCAUGGUACAUUUGACCAGCUGAACUACAACAGAACUUCACCUUCAGAAGCAGGAUCAUGCAUUGGAUCAGCAAUAGCUGCAACUUUAACUAUUCCUCCAGACACUGUUCGUACUGUAAAUUUUUCAUUAGCAUGGGAUUGCCCAGAAGUAGGAUUUAGUGGAAGAACGUAUCACAGGCGCUAUACGAAAUUUUAUGGCACUCUAGGAAAUGCAGCUGCUGAUAUUGCACAUGAUGCUAUUCUAGAGCAUACUCAUUGGGAAUCCCAGAUAGAAGAAUGGCAAAGACCGAUUCUUGAAGACAAAAGGCUUCCUGAAUGGUAUCCUAUCACUCUCUUCAAUGAGCUCUAUUAUCUUAAUGCAGGAGGAACAGUUUGGACAGAUGGAUCACCUCCAUUGCAAAGUUUUGCAGCUAUUCAAGAGCAAAAGUUCUCUCUUGAUAGGUCAGAUUUCCAAACUGAAAGUAGCGAUGCUCACAAGAAUGAUACAGCUGUUGAAAUCCUAGAAAGGAUGGCAUCUAUAUAUGAGAAAAUGCAUACUCCAGAAACCUCAAAUUCUGCUUUCGGGACAUAUUUGCUCGGAACUGAUGAAGAAAAUAUUGGUCAAUUCUUAUAUCUUGAAGGUUCCGAAUACCUCAUGUGGAAUACCUAUGAUGUUCAUUUCUACUCAUCUUUUGCACUUCUUAUGCUAUUCCCAAAACUUGAACUCAGCAUACAAAGAGACUUUGCAGCAGCAGUAAUGUUACAUGAUACUACUAAGAUGCAAAUUAUGAGUGAUGGAAAGCGAGUUCCACGAAAGGUUCUUGGGGCUGUACCUCAUGAUAUUGGACUGAACAAUCCUUGGUUUGAAGUAAACGCAUAUAACCUUUUUAGUACAGCUAGGUGGAAGGACUUGAAUUCUAAAUUUAUUCUCCAGAUAUAUAGAGAUGUAGUUGCUACUGGUGAUACAAGUUUUGCAAAAGCAGUUUGGCCGUCCGUAUAUGUUGCAGUCGCUUACAUGGAUCAAUUCGACAAAGAUGGUGACGGUAUGAUUGAGAACGAAGGGUUCCCUGAUCAAACAUAUGAUGCAUGGUCUGUUACUGGUGUAAGUGCCUAUUGUGGUGGACUUUGGGUGGCAGCACUCCAAGCUGCUUCUGCCUUGGCAUGUGAAGUUGGUGAUGAUGCAUGUGCUAAGUACUUCUGGGUUAAGUAUGAGAAGGCAAGAGCUGUAUAUAGCACAUUAUGGAAUGGUUCCUACUUCAACUACGACAGCAGCGGUAAUAGCUCUAUUCAGGCUGAUCAAUUGGCUGGGCAAUGGUAUGCUAGAGCAUGCGGUCUUUCUUCAAUUGUUGAUGAGGAAAAAGCAAAGAAGGCCCUGGAAAAGAUUUACUCGUACAAUGUUGUAAAGGUGAAAGGUGGAACACGAGGAGCAGUAAACGGAAUGCUACCAGAUGGAAAAGUUGACAUGUCAGCAAUGCAAUCAAGAGAGAUAUGGGCAGGCGUUACAUAUGCUCUUGCUGCUUCUAUGAUUCAAGAACAAAUGCUGAAUAUGGCUUUUCAAACUGCAGCUGGUAUCUAUGAAGCUGCAUGGUCCCAACAAGGUCUCGGAUAUUCAUUUCAGAUUCCAGAAGGGUGGAAUACAGAUGAGCAGUACAGAUCUCUGUGUUACAUGAGACCAUUGGCAAUAUGGGGAAUGCAGUGGGCAUUAUCAAAGCCUAAACUCUUCAAACAAGAGAUGGAACUCGGCUCGGCCAUUGACGACAGUUUGUAUGCUUCUCAAAAUGCAGGAUUUUCCAAAGUUGUUCACCUUCUGAAAUUACCGGAGGACGAAGAUUCUAAAAGUUUUCUACAGACUGCUUAUGAGUUCACUUGCAGGAGAUUUCCAUUGUAACUUGUACAUCAAUCUAACUAUGAUAUUUCAGUGAUUGGUAUAUACAAAUGGUUCUUUUA
This is a messenger RNA of Mercurialis annua (annual mercury), 3033 nucleotides long. RefSeq lists its product as uncharacterized. Gene Ontology annotation, molecular function: glucosylceramidase activity; beta-glucosidase activity. The record is from RefSeq and is a predicted model, not a curated record. Lineage: Eukaryota; Viridiplantae; Streptophyta; Magnoliopsida; Malpighiales; Euphorbiaceae. Gene Ontology annotation, biological process: carbohydrate metabolic process; glucosylceramide catabolic process. The transcript has 20 exons. The coding region runs from base 164 to 2974 and encodes 936 amino acids. Gene Ontology annotation, cellular component: membrane.